Messenger RNA from Podarcis lilfordi (Lilford's wall lizard), 32861 nucleotides. The record is from the annotation of a GenBank genome assembly. NCBI's taxonomy places the organism in Eukaryota, Metazoa, Chordata, Lepidosauria, Squamata, Lacertidae.
ACAACAUUGAGCUCUAUGAUUCAACAUAAAGCAACUUACUAAAAUGUUGGAUUUCUCGUCCCCGCCCCCUCCCGUGUCCUGGGCCCGCCCCCUUGGCCAUCUCCUCGCCUCUCCCCUCCCAAACGUCGGUCUUCGCCCCCACCCUGCGCGCCCAUAAGUUUUGCAGCCUCCGAGACAUGGUUUCUCCCGCGGCCGCGUCUCUUCUCCCAUGCGCCCUGCUUCUCCUUCUGCGCUCCGGUUUGGGGGUCUCUACCCCGCCCAAUGAGGAGGGGGAGGAUGUUGAGAGGACGGGGAGCCCUGCCGGACCGCGGGAGGAGUUUCCAACCGUGGUGUUAGCUAUUCUGGCUCGCAACUCCCAGCACUCUCUGCCCCAUUACCUGGGGGCCCUGGAGCUCAUGGAUUACCCCAAAGAGCGCAUCUCCAUCUGGUAAGGGGCGCAGCAACUUUAAGUUGCGCUGAGCUGACUGGGGUGGGGUGGGGAGGCGGCGGCAAGCGGGGACAGGAUGGAGUUUUGGGGGUUCCCCCUUCCCAGCCCAAUUUGGGAUUGGUUCGAGACGCCCUAGAAAAGUGUUUAUGAGCGUGAGGGUUAGUUGUGGGGGGAACCUAAUUAAUUUUGGGUGGUGGUAGGUAUCGCCAGUUGUAGUGUUAGUGAAGGUUUGUAGGGGCUUGAACCUUGGGCAGGCCGUGCAAAGGUGUGCCUCAGGACCUCAGGUUGGGGGUUACGUGGGGGGAGGGUGCAUAGCUGUCAACUUUUCCCUUUUCUUGCGAGGAACCCUAUUCGGAAUAAGGAAAUUUCCCUUUAAAAAAGGAAAACGUUGGCAGCUAUAGGAGGGUGUCUAGGGAGGAGCAGGUCCUCAGAGGCUGCCGCCGUGCAGGGCAUAGUUUUGGAGUGUAUAGGGGAGCGUGAUUUGGGGCGAGCCCUGAAUACUUCUGGUGUCUAGUGUGGGGGCACAGGAGCAUGUACAUUUCUGGAAGUCUUCUUUGGGGUGCCUGAACAAGGAGUGCUGAGUUUUGCACAGUAUCUGGACUGUCUCCUAGAGUGUUAGUUUGUUGUUGCUGCUACUUGUGUUGACGUGUUGUUGUUGUUUUCGCAGGGCCAGCUGCCCAUUUUCAGGGCUGACCUGGCCAUGAUCCUUCCAGACCCAAUGGGAUCUAAUGGAGCUGUUGUUGUGUUGAUCAGAGGUGAGGAACAUGUAGCAUAGCUGUCAACUUCUCCCUUUUCUUGCGAGGAAUCCUAUUCAGAAUAAGGGAAUUUCCCUUAAAAAAAGGGAAACAUUGACAGCUAUGGCAUGUAGCCCUCCAGUUGCUGAGGCCUCCAACAUCUGAAAGGCUACAUAGAUGUUACUCCUAUGAUGCAGAUCAGUGGGGAGAGCUGGUGCCCUCUUGGAAGACCUCAUUUUAUAGAGGUGGGCACUGAUGAGGUCAGGAAAUUGUUGCCGAAUGCAUCCCCCAAUACAUGUUUUUUCUUUAAUGUACCUCCUCCCUCUUUGAGGAGGGAAACCUCCCGUUGGAAGGAACAAAAGUUCUAGAAGUUUUUUGUGUACAUAUAAGCCCUCUCUAAGGAUACACAGGGGUGGUUGUAAUCAAAAGUGUUUGUAAUGCUUUGGGCUAUGUUGACAUGCUAGGACAGGGACAGGGUUCCUGUAGCCUUCCAGAUGCUGCUGAACUCCAGCUCCCAUAAGCCCUUGCUACUGUGGCCAGGGAUGGUGGGAGUUGUAGGCCAGCAACAUCCAGGUGACCACAGUUUCCUCAUCCCCGGGCUAGCAUGGCAAGUUUUUUAGUUACACUGGAGCUUCGGGAGAAAGAGCGGCAGGAACCACACCAACAUUUUAGGGUGGAGGCUUCUGUGGCAGGAAUAAGAAACCUGUGGUCCUCUGGGUGCGGUUGGACUCCAGUUCCCAUGAGUUCCUGCUAGCAUGGCCAGUGGGCGGAGCUAUGAUGGGAGUCUGCAUCCAUCGUAAUACCUGCAAGGCUACACAUUUGGGAAGGCUGGGGAUCCUAAGAGGGGUAGCAGAUCCUGAGGAGUGGCUGCUUCCCUUCACCUCUACCUCAGGGGUGGGGUAAACAGAUAAACAAAUGGAACAAAAUGUAGCAUGACCACUGCUCCAUAAAGGCUGAAAGCAGCUAUAAUGAAUUACAGAGGAUCGUUAAGACACAUAGCAUGGAAGAUUUGGAAGUCUCUCCAAAUAUGUCUCUGUGUCUGUGGUGGUCUUUAGGCUUUAUAACUUUAAAAAGUACGUUUCUAGUCUCUAGUCCUUAUGGAGGCUACAGAAAGCUGUUUCAGCAGUGCAUGCUGGCACUUGGUUGAACAUGAAAACUUGCCUUUGGCCAGCAAGUGUGACUUUUCUUACUGUUUCUGUCUCUUCUCACGGUGUUCCUGCCUAUUCUGGUCUAAUUUUUCCUUGGUCACUUACAGUUGGCAUGUCAGUUUUUUCUGCCAGCCAGGUAGUCCAUAUCCAUGCAGACCAUGAGUCAAGUGACAGGCAGGUCUCCUGUUUUCCAACUCCUAGCUAUUCCUUGUGGCCCUCUGGCUUUUGUAGGACUCCAGCUCUUCCCUCCAACCCCAAAAGCCUGCAUGGCCAAGCGCCAGGGAUGAUGGCAGCUGUAGUCCAACAACAUCUGGAAGGUCACAUGUCCCCCACCCCACCCCUCUUGAAUGGCAUCCAGAGAGCCCUCUGUGUUGCCUGCCUUUUUAUUUCCCACCCCCUACUGCCCCAUUUCCCUAACCUUGCUGGGACUGCUCCGCUCCAGCCUCCCACCCCAUGUUUCAGUACUCUGCAGAGACAACACAAUUCCCUCCCUUUCUGUUCCAAAGCUUCUCCGCCUCAGGCGUGUUUUAUAGCCUAUUCUACGAUCUUGUAGGAAACCUUACCCUGGUAGUAUAAAUCUUCUUUUUUAAGAGCUCAUGAGCUGUUUUCCAUCUGCUGUCUCUGUUAAACUGAUGCACAAACCUCUUAAUGAUGUCUCAGUCCAGUUCGGGAGAGACGGCAUCUUAGACCUGCAAUUUAAUCUGCUAUAUAUUAGCAUCUGUUCUUUCUUUUAAACCAAGUUAAUUUUCCUCGAGUUUCGUUCUUGGACCUGUGGCUCUUGGCUUGUUCAACACUGCUGGAGGGAGUCUGUGUGGCAGGGCAGAGAGAACUCCCUUUCUGGGAUUCCUGUAGCGCAUGCAGAUGGAAGUCUGUGUUUUCCAGAUCCAUGAAGUGUACAGUGGUACCUCAGGUUACAGACGCUUCAGGUUACAGAUGCUUCAGGUUACAGACUCUGCUAACCCAGAAAUAGUACCUCAGGUUAAGAACUUUGCUUCAGGAUGAGAACAGAAAUCACACGGUGGCAGCGGGAGGCCCCAUUAGCUAAAGUGGUACCUCAGGUUAAGAACAGUUUCAGGUUAAGAACGGACCUCCGGAACGAAUUAAGUUCUUAACCCGAGGUACCACUGUAAUCCUAAAUUUGCAAAUGUAUAUACCAGCAUGGUUGGCAAGAGAGAAGAGAGAGGAUUGAGGUUGCAGGGAAACAAUAUGCCAAGGACUCUGGACCACAAAAGCGUCUGUCUUAAUAAAUUUGUGCCACAAGACUCUGGUGAUUUUUCUCCUUUGUCUUUUUGCUGUGGUGAACUGACAACACUCCCCUUCUGGAAACCGAUCUAGGGAAGCAGACUCAUGGGUCCUUCUUUGGAUACCACACACCUUCCUUUGUUUUGGGGACAUUUCACUACCUUGAGAUACAUUGGGGUUUGUUUCGAGAUUGGAAAAAGUUUCCCAAAUUGUCUGCAUACAUUUCUUUCUGAGUUAGGAACUGAAGCAGUCUUGCCAUAUACCACUGGCUCUGCUGUGGCUGCGCUGGGGGCUUCUGAGCCCUGUUCAGAGUGCUGCUUUUUAUUCAUCAGGAAAUAAGGAUUUGUUUUUAAUUAUGUAGCAUGAGGCUUUAUAUGCAAUGUUUACAUUUUUUUGGUAAAUGAAUUCCAUUAAUCCAUUCACAAUGUCAUGCUCUUCCAGAGGUUUCCGUAAGAUUAUUUGGGGCAGUUUUUCUAAUGAGAGGAUAUUAUCACAGAUGCUUGUUUUUGCAGUUCUCAAAAGUGUGAAUUUGUGUCUGCAGGGAUAACAUGCCUUUCCUUCACAGGAAAAAUGUUAUAAAAUAAACAUACAGAGUUGAGGGAAAAAACCUUAAUCCCAUUGUUCCUUUGCAAAUUUAUAUACACAGAACCAGUAAUUUUUGAUAUAACUGUAAAAUUUAUUAUUCCACAAAUGAAAUCUUCAUCUGGCUGUAAAUAUUAAGAUUAUACCAGCAAGAAUGAGUCUUUCUGUAAAAAUAAUGAUUUAAAUCAAGUCUUACUGACUAGUGAUUUAAAUCGUGUUUUAAACCAAUUUGAUUUAAAUCAAAUCCACCCUGCUUCAUCAUGUCAUUGGGUGACCCACUUGGGGCUUGCAGAUUAAUUCACACUGGCUUCAAUUCCUGCUUUAGGAUGUGCCCAAUAUAAGCCCCACUUGCCAAGGAGCAAUAUGGAGCACAUUUAAGGCAUGGGCAAUGGUCAGGGAUGAUAGGCGUUAUAGACCAGUGGAAAGCCACAGAUCCCCCAAUCCCUGCUUUGGAAGGUCUGUUAAAAAGUGCCCAUGCCAGCUGGUGCAAGUUUUGGCAAAGAAUACAUGCCACUAGCUAUAAAUAUGCUCAGAGACGAUGUGCUGGCAUAGCCAUGCUCUAGUCAGGAGCCCUUUGGGAAAUUAACAUGUAAUUUUCAAGAACUGACUGGGUUGCAAUAGUGUCUAAAUUGCAGAUUUCCUAGCCAGCACUGAGAGGACCUUGCAGUAGAUGAGAGGGUUUGUCAGCUUUCAAGUCCAGGUUGCCUUUAUUCUAACUCAAAUUUUUUUUAAAAAGGGUAAACCCACACUGAUCUGGCAGGUUUUCCGUUUUUUGUUCCCAAAUGUUCAAGUGGAGAAUGGAAUGGAGUGUGCUGGAAGAGGGCAUGGCUGGCUGGCCCCCCCGAAUAGGAGCCUUCCACAUUGCAGGUCCCACUUGCAUCAUGCCUGCCAUCCCAGGGUAUCAAAUAUACACAGGCUAUAAACACACCAAUAAUGUGUAUAAUUAAAUUGGCUUAUGUGGCAUUAAGCUGUUGCACUCCAGCUAGCUACAGUUCUAGUAGUUUUUUCUGCUGACAUAAAGUGCCGAUGUUUUGUGCACUGCAAAUAGCAGCUGGACAAACCAAUUGGAAGGCUACAGGCAGCCUUGGAUUUCUAGUUGCAAACCACCACCACCGGUCCCCUUUGAGAUCCCUCUUUGCUCUUUCUGCCAGCUUUUGGGUAAAAUUGGCUAACGGUGAAUUGAGGAGGAACAGAUCCCUCACUUGCAAUUUGGAUUCUCAGGUGCGCCACUGACCACAAUGUGGACAACACAACAGAAAUACUGCAUGAGUGGCUGACUGCAGUGGAAGGUCACUACCGGCACAUUGAGUGGAGAUCCGUAGAUGAGCCCAGGUAAGUUUGGAAUACUCGUGCCGACCUACUUGAAUUUCAUAAAUAAUUGAGAAGCAUGCAUAGGUUAGGAAUUAAAGAAGAUCACGGUGGAUUUGGAUACCCAGAAACAAUUGCAGUACUUCUUAGAAGGUUGAUGUGGUACAGCUGUAACUUUGUGGAAAAGUCAAUAGGAAGAUCUGCGUUCAGAGGCAAUGUGAGUUGCUGUAGGAACAACUGUUGGUAGAAUGCCUUCAGACCCUCUUAAGGAACAUAAAUGGAGCCUUGAGGCCAGAUCAGGCCUAGGGGGACUGUGCACCAUGCUGCAACAUUUUGUUGCCAUUCCCCCAUGCUCUUACGCUAUGAUCCCUUUUUAGGGUAGAGAACUUGAGUUGGUUUAUUCACGGGGAUCUUCCCAUCUACAGAAUUCUCUAAUUCCCUCCAGUGAACCAUUAAAUGUGCUUCUGUGUUUCUUGGAACUACAGUAUGGAAGGGCUGUGCUAACCUGAAGUCUUGCAUAAAAUAGGCGCUUCAGCGCAAAGGAAAGGGGAGAGGGACAGGCCUUGCACUCUCUGCUUACCAUCUUGCCUCUUACAGCUCUUAUCCUGACGAACAUGGGCCCAAACACUGGAGCGACGCACGCUUUGAGCACGUAAUGAGGCUCAAACAGGAAGCUCUGAGCUUUGCCCGAUCUGAGCGGGCCGAUUACAUUUUGGUAAGUCAGUCUGAUCAUCUGGAGGUGGGAAAAUGUCCCAACGCGUGUCUCCUCCAUUCUGUCCACGCCAGAAGACACUUUUGGGUGGACCUGAUUCUCAACUACCUCAGCCUUCCUCAACAUGGUGCUCUACAAAUGCUGCUGCCACAAUUUAUUUAUUUACUUAUCAUGCUUAUUUGUUGCUUGUUAUCCGGAAGGUCUCCAAGAGACUUACAGUAGAGAAAGACAUAUGUAUGCACAUACAUAAUACCCUGAGGGAGGGAGGGCAAGAUCAUAGAAUAUGUUAAUAUUUCACAUAAUGUACAACUUUGUAAAAUGGAAGCAACAUGCCAGCUGCAUAAAUGGUAGUGAACAACUUUAGCAAUAUUCAUACCAUCUCUCUCUUUCUUUAUUAAGGUUCAGAGACCCAACAAAGCAAUACACAAUUCAUACAGCCUACCUCCAGGUUAAACAAGCAUUUUGUUCAGAAUAUAGGGAUCAUUGGUUCUUGCAACCACCAAUAAAAACUUUGCCACUGCUAAUGUUGUAGCAUUUGUCCGGUCUUCCAAUAGGAACCUGACAUGGUGAGCCUCUGAUUUUCCUGCGAAAGGUACCAGCAAGGGUAGUAUCAGUUCAGCCUGGCUUGAUAUUCAUACAAUUAAAGCAAUACUCCUAGCCACUAAUUAGCAGAUAAAUGAAACCUGACCUUUGGUCAUAGUGGCUACUGGAGCUGAUGAGAGAUGGAGUCCAGGUUGUGGGGUGGGGUGGGGGCUCCUGUGUCACCUUAUUUCCUUCCCUCUCAAACCAAGGGCAUCCCACACCCUGCUUUCUUCCUCGUCACCUGCCCACAGACAACUUCCUUCCUUAGUUUUCUUCAAAUGUACAUCUUGCCUCACACCUUCCAACCUCGACUGCUUGGUGCUCCUCUGCUUGGGGCAUUUUUAAAUCCACUGGAGCACUUGGUGAGAUUUUUCUAUCCAUGCAGGCUAUUUUGCAGUUCAGUUGUGCCUGCCAGGCUCCCUCAGGGGUGGGGUUUAGUUUCCAGACAUGGUUUCAGUCAAGAUAAAAGUGUGCACUUUUAAUUCUGUCCCCAGUUCACAGACACAGACAGCAUCUUGACAAAUGACCAGACUCUGAAGUUCCUCAUUGCACAAAACAAAUCUGUUGUUGCUCCCAUGCUGGAUUCUCAGACCUAUUACUCCAACUUCUGGUGUGGAAUUACUCCUCAGGUAAGCCCGUUUGGUGGAGGUGCUUGAGCAGAUUUGCAGAAUUUAUUUAUUGCACGAGCAGGAAAUCUGUGGCCCUCCAGGUAAUGUAGGGCAGUGCCCAGGGGUGAUGGGAGUCAUUGCUCAACAUCUGGAGGACCACAGGUGCACUACAAAGAGACAACAGAGUCAAUUCAGCAAGUGAAAAUGCAUGCACCAUCAGAGCAAUAUAAAAGCAAAUAUAUGUCAUAAAUACAGCCAGGCUUCGACUGAAGUCACCCACUAUUUGUUCUUCUGGAAACAACUGAAGACAUUUUUAUUUCUACAGACAUUUUUGUUUCAAAGCCUGUUUAAGUUGUUCUUAUUUUUGCAACGUUUUAAAACUAUGCUAAAAAAAUUAUGUCUACUGUGAAUAGGACUUAGUUGGACAUAACCCUAUGUGUGUAUGGCCUGCUUGAAAGAAAACUGGGAUGGGGCCAAACCUGCCUCCUGGGGAAGGGAGUUUCAUAGGUGAGGAGCCACCACCCAAAAGGCUCUGCCUCCUAUUCCCACCUGCUUGAUUGGCAGGUCUGCAAGAAGGGGGUCUCUAUAGCAGGCUCGUAUGGGUGCAAGUGGUCCAUGGAAUAACUUGGCCCCGGAGUAUGUAGGUCUUCAAAGGUAAAAACCAACACUUUGCAUUGUGUGCAGUUGAUGUAAACCUAGUGUGCUCUAAGCAUUGAGCUCCCUCCAACAUACGGACCUCUGCGUUCUGCACCAGCUGAAGCUUCUGGAACACUGGAUCAUGGCAGUACAUCCUUAGUGUUCCUUCCACACUUGCCGCUCUCCACUUACCUUUCCCAAAAGGCACAGCCCUGCUUGAAAUUCCUUCAGGCCUGUUGGGUGACUGCUGAGGGUCAUAGACACACAGCAGGCAGAGCCAGAACGAAUGAGAGGUGGAGGUAGGUCAUUAUAGUUUUGCCCCAAGCGUUGCAUUCAGUGCUAGUCCUACUCAGAGUAGGUCCACUAAAGGCAGUGUAUAUUUUAUUUGUUUGUUUGUUUAUUAAAUUUGUAUACCACCCUAUAACCAUAGAGCUCGGAGCGGUUCACAACAUAAAAUCACAAUAUAAAAAAACACAGAAUACAUAAUAAAAACAAAGACAACCCAAUAAUCCACAACACAUUUAAAAUGACAUCAGAUGUCAAUUUAGCCAAAGGCCUGGUAUAAGAGGAAUGUUUUUGCCUGGCGCCUAAAGGUGUAUCAGGAAUGCACCAGCCGAACCUCCCUGAGGAGAGCGUUACGCAAAUGGAGAGCCACUGCAGAGAAGGCCCUGUUCUCAUGUUGCCACCCUCUACACCCCUUGUGGAGGAGGCACAUGAAGAAGGGCCUUAGAGGAUGAUCUCAGGGUCCGGGUAGGUUCAAAUGGAAGGAGACAUUCCUUGAGGUAUUGCGGUCCUGAGCCGUUUAAGGCUUUAUAGGUCAAAACCAGCACUUUGCAUUGGGCCCAGAAACCAAUUGGCACCCCUUGAAAUUCAUCGGUUAUAAUAGCAGAGUCAGUAUCACAGUGGCACAUUAAUUUUCAUGGGUCUGCUCUGAGAUUUGGUUGGAUACAACUCUAAGGAGGAUAAACGGGCAAUGCUGCCCCCCCAUCCCCGACCCCCGGGCUAAUUUUAAGUAAGAUGCAGGUGGUGGGUUUGGCGGCUGUGAUUGGUAGACAAGCCUCCAUUGCUGCAGGACCUUUCGUGUUUAGAGUUAUGGUUUCCUAAUUGGGUGGCAGACAGUUCUUGGCACGGCACUGGGCUAUUUUGGGUUAUGAUACUCUGUCACACGUUCCAGGGUUACUACCGUAGGACAGCAGACUACUUCCCCACCAAGAACAGGCAGCGGGUCGGGUGCUUUGCUGUCUCCAUGGUCUACGCUGCCUUCUUGAUUGAUCUGCGGAAGGACGACACUGCUGACCUGGCCUUUCACCCGCCCCAUCCCAGCUAUACCUGGCCAUUUGAUGACAUCAUUGUUUUUGCGUACUCCUGCCAAACUGCAGGUGAGAGUGAGGAAGGAAAAGGGGGAGGCAGACCAUCAUGGCAAGCAAUUGUAUAGAGUUUCCACAUGUCCAGAAAGUGCUUGAUAAUACAGUGGACCCUCGAGUUAUGUACCGCUCUGGAUACGUAACUUUCGGGUUGUGAACGCAGCAAACCCGGAAAUGUAUACAGUGGUACCUCUGGUUGUGAACGGGAUCCAUUCCGGAGCCCCAUUCGCAACAUGAACAGAACGCAACCCGCAUCUGUGCGGGUCGUGAUUCACUGCUUCUGCGCAUGCACGUGACGUCAUUUUGAGCAUCUGCACAUGUAUGAGCGGCGAAACUUGGAAGUAACCCUUUCCGGUACUUCCGGGUCGCCACGGGAAGCAACCUGAAAAGACGUAACCUGAACUGAACGUGACAAGAGGUAUGACUGUCCUUCCGGGUUUCGCCGCAUGCGCAGAAGCGCUCUGUGCACCGCGCACGUGCGCGGAAGUGGCGCCUCCAAUUACGGACUUUUCAGGUUAUGUAUGGACCCCUGGAACGAAUUUAAUUCGUAUCCAGAGGGUCCACUGUAAUAAGAGCCCUACUUUUCAGACCAGACGCCCUUCUAGUCCAGAGGUACCUGUGGCCAACCAGGUGCCUCUGGGAAGCCCCUCAAACAGCAUGAAAGCAUCAGCCCUUUUCUGUUCCCCCCUCCCUGAAGCUCGUGUUUAGCAUUAUACUGCUACUGGACAUGGAGGCUCCAUUUCACCCUGAUUUUUUUCUAAUGUUUGAUUCAAACUGGGGCAAGCAAAAAAGGGAGAUGGACAGCCCAUGCUCGUGUCUACCAAGGUGUGCAGAAGAGCACGGCGGUCUGGUGUGGCAUUGGGCGGAGGAAAGGAAUUCCACCGUCAAGGAGCCUGUGCUGGCGAUGUGGCAAUUGUUUGGACUUUAUCUUAAAUGCUCGUUUACAGAACCAUAGAAUUGUCAAGCAGCAUACUUUUAAGUUAUUAUUCUGUUUCCUGUGCAGGAGCCCAGAUGUACUUAUGUAACCAGCAUCGGUUUGGAUAUAUCAAUGUCCCUGUGAAAUCUCACCAGACGCUGGAGGAUGAAAGCAUCAACUUUGUGCACCUGAUCCUGGAGGCAAUGGGUGAGUUAAUACUGCCCUAGCCCACCAGAGAAUCUUUCUUGGGGGUUAUUGUAGGGUAUUUUUCUUCCUGGCUGCGGGACCUUGAUAGGCCUACACUUGAUGGCAUGUACCCAGUGCUUGCUCUACUCAGAGCAAACCCAUUGCAAUUAAUGUCCGUGACUAAAGGAGUUUCCAGACCCUCACUAUUUUCAGGUGGGAUUCAGUCACGUGCUGGCAAAUUCAGGCUGCAUAAUCAAAUUCCAUUGGGAGGGCGUGUGCUGCAAACCUGCUUCCCCAAAAGAUCAGACUUUUUGGUGGUAAGGAAAGUGAGGGAUCGCAUUUGCUUUGGUGCAACAGCGUCUAACCUCCCUGCAAACAAAUGGGGAUGAAUGCUCAGUAAGCAGGUUGUCUGGAAGCACCAUAAGUUGUGCCCAUUAAUUUUAGUAGGUCUGCUCUGAGUAGAAUUUUGUUGGAUAUGGCCCCCUAUCUUUCUCUGGUUUACCUGAGAAAGAUAGGUUUGAGCAUAUUAUGCCAAUUCUGGUCCAAUUCAAAGUGCUGGUUUUGACCUAUAAAGCCUUAAAUGGCUCAGAACCACAAUACACCAAAGACCACUUAUCUCCAUAUGACCCUACCUGGACCCUGAGAUCAUCGUCUGAAACCCUUCAUCAUGUUCUUCCUCCAUGAGCGGUCCAGAGGGGGCAACACGAGAACGGGACUUUUCUGCAGUGGCCCCCCAUUUCUGAAAUGCUCUCCCCAAGGAGGCUCACUUGGUGCCUUCAUUAUACACCUUUAGGCACCAGGUAAAAACCUUCCUCUUCUACCAGGCCUUUGGCUGAUUGACAUCUGAUGUCAUUUUAAAUGUGUUGUGGAAGGGGGGAUUACUGGGUUGUCUUUGUUUUUGCUCUUAUUAUGUAUUAUGUGUUUUUUAUAUUGUGAUUUUAUGUUGUGAACUGCCAUGAGAUCUGUGGGCAUAGGAUGGUACACAAAUUUAAUUAAUAAUAAUAUUAAUAACUUAACCUUCUCAAGCUCAAGGGAAAUUAGAACCAAAGAGCUGGAGAGAGCUUUGCAGGCCAUUUUGUCUGUCUCCUGCUUGAUGCAAGAAAUCCAAACCUGGAACCUUUUCUCCCUCUCCAUUUACUACUACUUAUAAUUAAUAAUGCUAAUAAUUAACAACAACAACAACAACACAAUGGAAGCCCUAUUAUAAGCAAUUCAAAGAGGGAAGGGGAGAAAGUUUUGGGAGCUGGUUUAGAGUUAUUGGCAGAAUACACCAGCAAAAUAACAGCAAGCUGUUUAUGGAACUCACUUGCUUAAGAGUACAGUACAGUGGUACCUCGGUUUACAAACUUAAUCCGUUCCAGAGGUCUGUUCUUAAACCAAAACCGUUCUUAAACUGAGGUGCGCUUUCCCUAAUGAGGCCUCCUGCCGCCGGUGCCCUUCCACCAUUUGGAUUCCAUUCUUAGACUGAGGUAAAGUUCUCAAACCGAGACACUACUUCGGUUUUGCGGAGUUCGUAAACCGAAUCAUUCGCAAACAGGACUGUUCUUAAACCGAGGUACCACUCUAUAGGUUAAAAACCUGAGCAGCAACAUAGCCUCCUCUCUAUGCUUUACAUCUCUCUUGCAGUGGAUGGUACCCCAAUGUUCCCCUCCAGCCAUGUCUACCUCCCACCGAAGCAUCCAACCAAAAUUGGGUUUGACGAGGUAAGCAAGUCUCUCUCUCUCUCUCUCUCUCUCUCUCUCUCUCUGUGUGUGUGUGUGUGUAAGAGAGAAAUUGUCAGCACCUGUGAGGGCUGUGAGUGACUGAGUCAGAGUAUGCCUGAAUGCAUGUGAUGAAUUUUGUGCGUUUUGAGUAAGUGGAAUCCUAUUUUAUGGGGUUUUUUUGAGCUUCAUUGUUUUACGUAUUCCACUUUAAAUUCAUUAGUUAAUUGCAUUUGAUUUUCUUUGUAAGCUUGCUUUUGUGAUGAAAAGUGGUUUAUAUAAGUACUCGAAAAAAGGAAUUGAACCUUCUGUUUUCCUUUUAGGUUUUCCUCAUCAACUUGGCAAGGCGCCCAGACCGUCGGCAGCGCAUGCUUAGUUCCCUCUUUGAGUUGGAGAUAGAGCCCUUGGUGAUUAACGCUGUCGAUGGAAGGUGACUGGCUGAUGCCUCUUUCUGGGGUGCUUUGUUUUGGUUUUUAGCAUGAAAUGGGGCUGCUGCAACUGGUGGACCUCUCUGCCACAAGGCUUAGAUAGCUUUUUAAAAAUGCAAAUGUAAUAGGAGAAAGGGGAACACAUUGAGGCCAAAAUAUGAUGGUGAUGAUCAUUAUUAUUAUUAUUUACAGUCAUACCUCAUGUUACGUUUGCUUCAGGUUACGUUCUUUCAGGUUACGUCCCACAGCGACCCGGAAGUACCAGAAAGGGUUACUUCCGGGUUUCGCCACUCACGCAUGCGCAGAAGCGCUCAAUUGCGCUUCGCACAUGCGCGCAAGCACCAAGUCACACUGUGCACCUGCGCAGAUACGACGCUUCAGGUUGCGCUCUUUUCAUGUUGUGAACGGGCCUCUGGAACGGAUCCCGUUCACAACCAGAGGUACCACUGUAGAUAGAUUUGAAGGAGCAAGUCCAUUCAGGAAACAGCUAUCAAGUCCUUCUAGUCGUGAUGGAUUUACAGAACUUGCAGAACCAGUGUACCAUGGAAUAUCAGUUGUUAGGUGAAGGGCAGUAGUCAGGGUGGGGGAAGCCAUUGCCUGCGUGCCUCACUGGUGGGAUGCAGGCAUUUGCUUUGGCACUGUGGAAACAGGAUGGUGAACAAGAUGGGCCUGUGGUCCAGAAGGACCCUCUCCUCAUGUUCCUAAAUAUCCUGGCCUUUCCCUCUGCUGUAUGUGAAGCUUCUUUCAUCACUAGCUUUAGUCAUCUUUGUGAAGAUAAACCUUUUUGCCCAGGCUUCCCCUGACCCAUAAGAUCGGACCCUGCUUUUGCUGAAUUCCUCUCUUUUUUGUAUAAAUACCCCCCCCCCCAUUUUUUUAUUCAUUUUAUAACAUAACUAAACAACACAAACAGAAAAUACAAACAAUACGAACAGAUUCUUGUCUUAUCCUCAUUUUUUCUAAACGUUGUUAGGUGGGCUUCCCCAAGUCCCCACUAUCUGAUUUUCAUUUUACCUCCUCUUUAGCAGUUUACAUAUAUCAUAAUUUUUAACCAUUUUUUUUUUAAAUCACGCUUACUUUUACCAUAAAAAUCUUCACAUUUUAUCACUUACAAAUAAUACUAUUUUAAAAUACACUAUCUUCUACUUCUAACCCUACAGCCUAUAUCCACUUCCAAAGCUAUUCUAAGAUUUAAAUAUUAACAUAUUUUUUCAGAUAUUCUUUAAAUCUUCUUCCACCAUCUCUUCUCUAAAUACUUUUUAAAAGCACUUUCUCUGUUUUUAUUAUGCUGUUCUUUGUACAUGGCUUUCAGAACUUUUAACUAGAAAUGCUCCUGAACAAAUGCAAUAAAUCUACUUGCUGUAUAGUUGUCUGAACCCCAUUGCACCUGAAAGCUGGAGAGAGGAGCACGUGGGCUCCAUGCCACCUACAGCUGAUGUGAACUGGCACCCCAACAACACCUGGGGGACCCAAGGCUGUGUGGGAUAUCUAUACGGGGCUGUGUCGCUCCAUGCUGCCUGCCCUGGUUCGUGACCUGCGCUCUUGGGAGUGCUGCUUUGCUAACCUCUGUUAUCUCCUCUGCCAGUGCCCUAAACAGCAGUGACAUCAAGAAACUGGGUGUGGACCUGCUUCCAGGUUAUUUUGACCCCUUUUCAGGCAGGACACUCACCAAAGGGGAGGUGGGCUGCUUCCUGAGCCACCAUCAUGUGUGGAAUGAGGUAAGGGCUUGGGCUGGGUUGGACGAAAGGGUCAAGGGCUUGGGUUGGUUCGGUGCAGGGAAGGGCCAUUGAUGUGGUCAAGCAAAGCCUACCCAUCAGCUUCUCUCUGAUUGGCUACUCAAGAUCUGGGGCCAAGCCCUGUGCAAUGGUUAUAUAGGUAGAGCCAGUGUGGUGUAGUGGUUAAGAGCGGUGGCCUUGUAAUCUGGUGAACCGGGUUCGCGUCUCUGCUCCUCCACCUGCAGCUGCUGGGUGACCUUGGGCCAGUCACACUUCUCUGAAGUCUCUCAGCCCCACUCACCUCACAGAGUGUUUGUUGAGGGGGAGGAAGGGAAAAGGAGAUUGUUAGCUGCUUUGAGACUCCUUAGGGUAGUGAUAAAGCGGGAUAUCAAAUCCAAAUUCUUCUUUUAGGUCCAGCUAGGCUCCUACUGUGUCUCUCAGGUCACCUGGUUUGCUGGGCUGAAGAGGCGUUUCUGGCUGUUGCUCGACAUUGUACAACAUAGCAGAGAGUGGGUGGAGAAGUGUCGGGAGGCUUGGGGAGCCCAGUCCUUGCAAAUCCUGACACUGGUUGACCUGACCCCCACCUCCCAGAUUGACGCAUGCAUCAGGAAUUCAUUGCCCUCUCACUUUUGCACUUGGAAUCAUAGAGCUGAAGAUUAGGAAGGGUCCCUGGCAGUCAUCUGGUCCAAGCUGCAGCAGCACAGGAGUCAAACUCUUUCCCAAUGUUCCAAAGUAGUUCUUUUGUUAGAUAACUUAUUAUUUUUUCAUUAAUAACAAUCCCAUGUAAGCCACAUUAAUACAAUAUCAAAUCACAAUACAAUUAAAAGAGCCAAUUAUCCAGUUCCAAAUUAAACAAUUUUGGGUGACUUCCCGUAUUCUGAUUAUCAGGAGAUGGUGUUAUUCCUUGAUCCUGGCUCCAAUCCUCCUAAUUAAUCCAAGCCUGUGAGCAUAUAAUAAAAUUUGCUCUCUGCCCUGCACUUUCCCCAAAAAGGUCUUUUGGAUUUCUCAACAAGGUCUACACCAGGGAUGCAGAACCUGUGGCUAUCUAGAUGUUGUUGGACUCUCAUCAGCCCCACAGCUAAUGGGAGCUGUAGAUCUCAGACAUCUGAAGAGCAACAGCUUCUCCAGCUCCGAGCUGUGCUGUUAUAGCAUACACAGCAAGUUCCCUUGGUAAAGAUGCUGAUGUCCCUUUGCUUGCUGCAGUCCUGGGUGAGCUCUGCGAUGGAACUUUAAGGUCUCUUUCACCCAUACUCUCUAGCGCUGUUGUUUUCUCCCCCCUUUAGAUUGUCGAACGGGGUCUGGAGAAGUCUGUGGUGCUGGAAGAUGAUGUGCGGUUUGAGGCAUAUUUCAAGAAGCGAAUUUUGCGGCUGAUGGAUGAACUGGAGCAAGUACAGCUGGAUUGGGACCUGAUGUAUGUUGGGUUAGCUGGUGGGGUUGGGCGAGGUCCUCAGCUGCAAAACAGCCCUAGUUGUUUGGCUACACUUUGGAAUGCCAAAGUAACUAUAGCUCAGUGGCAGUGCACCUGCUUUGCAUGCAGAAGGUUUCUCCAGGAAGGUCUGGAAAAGUCUCCUGUUGGAAAUCCUGGUGAGCUGCUGCCAGUCAGUGUAGGCAAUAUUGAGCUCAGUUGACGUAUGGCCUGACUCACCAUAAGGCAACUUCCUGUGUUCCUGUUUGGUUCAUCCCUUUAUUCAGAACUGUGAGGGCUGGAAUAUUUAGUUUAGACUUCCGGGUUGGUGCCUCCGGCAAUGGCGGAGCUCCUCUGAUCGGGAGGAACUAGCUCCACGAAAACCAGGGUCUGACUGCCACUGACUUCCCACUGAAAUCACAAGCAAGAGAAGCUUGUGAACUUGGGGUCCGGCUGGCACCUUUGCGCCUCCCCUACUCGCGGGGAAACCCGGUUUUGGGGAUCCGGAGCGACGUGGGGUGAGUGGCGCGGUGCUUCGAAUCAACUGCUUUUUCCGCGGAGUGAAGCCACAUUGCUGUUGCCAGAGAGCGCUGACUUUUUCCUGUGGACAAUUGGACUUUAAACAACUACCCGUGAGUAGAACGCAAAAUUGGAUCUUCAAAUAAUUUAAUUUGGCACCGAAACGGGGAAGGUUUUAAACUGAAGCAAAGACGUUAUAAGCUAAAGUCUUUGGAAGCUUUUGGCAAAGGAUUGAAGUGAUGAAAAGAUGGAAUUGUUUUUAACUGGUUUUUUUUCCUACUUUGUAUUUUUCCUUUUUAUUGUUAAUUUUUUUAUUAAUGUGAUUUUUCUUCUUUUGAAACUUUAAUAAAUAUUAUUUUAAAAAAAGAAAGAAAAGAAACACUUGAACUUGGUGCAGUAACAAAUCACCAGCCAGUGCAGACCUCUGAGCUAGCAAGGCCUCACUCCUGCCAGCAAACUGUCACAAGCCAGUCCUCUGCCCCUGAAGCCAAUCUACAUCUUCUGGCUGCAGCGCAAAGCUGAGACAGAGCUGCAGCUACAAUUGUUUUUACUGUUUUAAAUUGUUUUAACUGUUUUUGUUAAACUUGUUGUUGUUUGUUUAUAUUGAGGGAGGGGAGAUGUGUCUGGGAGGAGAGGAGCUGGAGAGACCGGGGUCGUAUGCUGUGGGAGGUGGGGCAGGCUGGGUAAGUGGCACAUGGAUAAGGGCCCCUCCUCCAACCUGGGGAUUUGUGGUUGUCUGCAUGCAAAGCAAGUGUGCUGCCACUGGGCUGUGGAUCCUCCCCACCACCCUCAAAUGGUGCCACCUUAUACUGGGACAGAUCAGGGAUCUGUCCAGCUUGGAACACUGUGCUUUGACUAGCAGCAGCUCCCUGAGGUCGGUCUGUUAAUUUAGGGGUGGGGAACCUUCUAGCCCACCAGCCAGGUUUGGCCUGCCAGGUCUCCUCAGUUCUGCUCAGUUACUAUCUCUCUCCAUCCCCAUGGGCCUGUUGGGAUGCGUCCGGGGAGACAGGGGCAUUUGGCAGGCCCCCAGCUGGCUCCAGCCACUGGCCGGCAGCCGGGCAAACUCCGGUUCUCGGAACAGCAUUAAAAACUGUGACUCAGGCCACAGAAGCCUUCAAAGCUUAAGCACGCAAGCCAGCAGAGAUAAGAACUCUUUGCAACGGAAGAGGCAUAUGUGCUGUGAGUAUUUGCAGGGACCGGGCCCCGAGUGCUGUGAGUAUUUGCAGGGACCGGGCCCCGAGUGCUGUGAGUAUUUGCAGGGACCAGGCCCCGGGUGCUGUGAGGCAUAUGUAAGCAUAUUUACAUCAUUUUAUUCAGCAGCAGACAAAGGAAAACAUGUCUGCUUCCCUUCGUGUCCAAGCAAACAGCAUAGGCAAAAGCAAUAUACAAACGGAAGUUCCCAGCAAGCUGUGCUGGAAUGUAAACAGACAUGUGACAUGCAACAAUCCACAUAUCUGUUCCUCUCACGGUGGAACGGAACAUCAACAUCCUAACAGGGCCAACUUCUGACAGGUUGAUGGCACUACCCGGGGCUAAUGUUGGCUUUUGGAGGUGGGAGAUGACGAUCUGGCUUUCUGGGGCAAAAAGGUUCCCUACUCCUGGUGUAGGCAGAAGGAAAUGGGUGAACACUAAAAAGGCCGAUUUGUCUUCUUCAGUUACCUGGGCCGGAAGCAAGUGAAUGCUGAGGAUGAGGAGCUGGUGGAGGAUGUACGAAAUCUUGUGGUGCCUGGAUAUUCCUACUGGACAUUAGCUUACAUCAUCUCACGGCGAGGGGCUCAGAAACUGAUUGAUGCACAGCCGCUCUCCAAAAUCCUCCCUGUGGAUGAAUUCCUGCCCAUCAUGUAUGACAAGCACCCCAAGUAAGGAGCUUGAAAUAUUGUGGGUUUGUUUCAUUUGGCUUGGAGUUCAGAUGUAGUAAUAACAGAACAGCAACCUUGCCUUGAUGUUCUCAUGGAAGCGCUGAAGAAGCACCCUGUCUGUAUGGGAAAGUCUGUGGCGGAUUUAAUGUGUGAGUGGGACCUGCGACAAAAUGUUGCAGUGUGGAACACUUGAUGGAGGAGAGGGCUGUUAAUGGCUAGCCAUGGUGGCUAUGUUGUGCCUCCACAUUCAGAGGCAGUAAUGCUUGUGGAUUCCAGUUGCUCUUGUGCUCAGGUUUUGCAGGUUUCAUACAGGCAUCCGGUUGACCACUGUGAGAACAGGAUGCUGGACUAGAUGGGCCAUGGGCCUGAUCCAGCCUCAAGGCACUUACUGUAUGUUCGUAAUGCUUUUCUUCAGGGCCCCUCUAGACCCCAUUUUUAUUGUGAAUUUGUGGUUGUUUGUUUUCAUGGUGCUUUGGGGGCAGUUAUGCACUAUCCCACUUUCAGUUCUGUUCACACCCGCAAAGGUUUCAGGGCAGACAUGCUUUGUUUCCGUGUCGCGCAGCUCCCUGCUGAUAAUCCUGUUAACUUUCUAUACCACAAAUACUCCUUUUGUUGUGCUGCAGUGCAAAAGCUUAGUAAUCCAGAGGGCAAUAAAGCAGCAACAUAGGAGGAAGUAUCUCAAAGCAGCUAAUGACGGGGAAGGAUGUGUGGACCGUCCAGUACAAAUCCACAGCUAUUGUACUCUUGUUGCACCAGUGAUGUGGCAGUAUAUGUCUGGGAAAACCAAACAAGCACCAACCAGUCAGGGGUGGGAGGCUAAAUCUCUAAUAAUAAUAAUAAUAAUAAUAAUAAUAAUAAUAAUAAUUGUACCCUGCCCAUCUUAUUGGGUUUCCCCAGCCACUCCGGGCAGCUUCCACAAAGACCAAAAAUACACUAAUAUAUCAUACAUUAAAAACUUCCCUGAACAGGGCUGCCUUCAGAUAUCUUCUAAAUGUCAGGUAGUUAUUUUUCUCUUUGACAUCUGAUGGGAGGGUGUUCCACAGGGCAGGCGCCACUACCGAGAAGGCCCUCUGCCUGGUUCCCUGUAGCUUUGCUUCUCAUGGUGAGGGAACCGCCAGAAGGCCCUCAGAGAUGGACCUCAGUGUCCGGGCUGAACAAUGGGGAUGGAGAAGCUCCUUCAGGUAUACUGGACCGAGGCCGUUUAGGGCUUUAAAAGUCAGCACCAACACUUUGAAUUGUGCUCAGAAACGUCAAGGCUGACACACACAGAUAAGGCCUCCAGAAUAAGUUGGGCAGGAUCAUGCCUUGUAAGCAAAGAAAAGAAGAAAAGCGCCUCUCUCCCCGCCCCGCAACAAUCCCUGCCUUCACUGCUCCGGCAUCAGUUAAGGGAAAACAUCUGUUCCUAUGACUUCACUCCCUCCAGCCUGCAGAAGUCUGUGGAAAAGAAUAGUCAGCAAGCCCCCAGGAGGAGGAGGAGGAGAGGGUGUUGAGGUUUCUUGAACGGCCAUUCGCUCAGUUUGCUGGAAGCAUAAUAGGAGCCAGGGAAAUGUGGCUGAUUGCCAUGCCUUGGGACUGGGAUGGAGAAUCCUUGGUCCUCCUGAUGCUCUAGGGCAGAAGUUGGGGCGUAGAAGAUGCAGUUUCCCACCAGGUCCUCAUGUCUCUCACAAAACAUCUUCCCUUGAUGCUUGGGGUGCCCUGCCAAACAGUGGGGGUUAGCAUGGGGGGUGUUGUUGUUGGGGGAGGGGUAUGUGAAAGUUGCCUCCCCUGUUGGUGAGGAAAUGGUGCUGGCAGGAAGGAUGAACUCCCCUUUACCACCAGAUCCUAAACCUCUGCUGUCUUGUGGCUCUACUCAUUCAUGAGAAAGGUUUCAGGAGUAAACCCCGAGGAAAAAUCCACACCUGAUUCUUUGUGAGACACCUUCAGGGGAAGAAAAGGCUGAGCUAAGGAAUAAACCCUACACAAAUUCAGAGUGGAGUCCCUAAGGCAGUUGAAUGGUGCCUUGUACUCCUCCUUCCGGCAACUCCUGCAGUCAAGCUGGUGCCCAACGUCUUGCUCCGCUUUCCUUUAGACCACACCUGCAAUGCUGAGAGGGGGGGGUCUUGUCUCCUGGGCAGCCCAGGACCUCCAUGCACACUGCCCAGGCUUGUGCUUCAGAGUCACUCUGGUGCUGCAAGCACAGUAGUUUGCCUUCACCCCUAGAGGUGCACUCCAUUGUCUCUCAAGACAGAUGGAUGCCAGCAACAACAAGGGGAAGUUGUCCCCCCCCCCCAUAUCAUUUUUAUUACCGUAAUUUUACAAUACAGUCAUACCUCAUGUUACAUUUGCUUCAGGUUGAGCAUUUUCAGGUUGUGUCCUGCGGCGACCCGGAAGUACCGGAAAGGGUUACUUCCGGGUUUCGCCGCUUGCGCAUGCACAGAUGCUCAAAAUGAAGUCACGCGCAUGCGCAGAAGUGGUGAAUCACGACCCGCAAAUGUGCAGACACGGGUUGCGUUCUGCUCAUGUUGCAAAUGGGCCUCCAGAAUGGAUCCUGUUCGCAGCCAGAGGUAGCACUGUAAUGCUUUCCAUUACAAUCUCUUCUCUUAUAUUAUACAUUUUGGCUUUUUAGGACCAUGACUUCAUUCAAAUCUUCCUUGUGAUUUUCUAUCUUUCAUUUCAAAUUUCUGCAUUUUCACUACUUAAUAUUGCUUUCAAAUCAAAAACAUCAAAGCAUCAUAUUUUCUUAUUCCUCUCUGCAGUGAUUUUUAUACCUUUCCUUACAAAGCUUCUUGCAAUCCUACCAACGUGUUUGAUUGACUACAAUUGUCUUUCAAAUAAUUUACAAAUUUAGUCCAGUCCUUGUUGAACUUCUGGUCCCGCUGUUCUAGGAUUCUUCCCGUCAUUUUGGCCAGUUCCGCAUACUCUGUUAACUUCAGUUGCCAUUAUUCCUUUGUCGGUAAUUCCUCUUGUUUCCACUUCUGUGCUAAUAAAAUUCUUGCUGCAGUUGUUGCAUAUAGGAAAAGCUUAGUAUCUUGUCUGUUAAUGCCUGUACCACAACAAGGGGAACUUGUGGCCCUCUAGAUGUUGUUGGACUCCAACUCCCAUCAGUCCUAGCUGAUGCUGAGAAUCCAACAACAUCUGGAUAGCUUCAGGCUCCGUAUCCCUGUUUUGACGGAUGGGCUAUUUUCCUGGACUACCCUACUGUGUCAGUAGGCAGUGAUUGGCUUUGACAGGCACAGAUUAAGGCCCACGCUGUGGUAAGGGGCCCCACUGUUGACCUUCAGAGCCCUCCUCCCCUUCUGCCCUGUUCAGCCUUGCAGUUGCCACAUGUUCGCCUUCCCUCUCAGUUGAGCAAGGAGGAGCAUUGGCCUCCACUUGCCUUGCCCACUUCCUCUGUGCGCUGGUGCGGAUUAGGCCCAGUGGGAGAGAGCAAGCAAAUGGGCAACAGGGGCAGGUCUUGUUCAGCCCUCCUGCCCCCAAAUCUGGAGUCCAUCACUGGGUCACCAUAGUAAGCAAUGCCGGCACAUGGGAUGGAGCAGCCACGCUGUGCCCCAAAUAGAAAGUGGGCUUGAUAGGAGAAGCUUUUGUGUCUUGCUUGCUGCAUGGCUUCCCACGGGCUACACUGGCUUCUGCUCAAGACACUUCGGGAAUGUGAUUUACAGGCAGCCGGCUGAGGCUGAGCCAGGAUUCCUGGCUGUGUUUUCAGACUUUCCAUCUGUGCCAGACUCUCGCUCCAAACCAGAAUUUCACCUGGCCUUUUUUGGCUCUGUGUUUGCGUAAUGCAAAAUCAAUCUCUCUUUCUUUCUUUCUUUCUUUCUUUCUUUCUCUCUCUCUCUCUCUCUCACACACACACAAACACACACAAACACAAAUAAAAUAUUGCUGGGUAGUCAAUAACACUUCCUUUGCUAAUGGGGAGGCAUUUUGGCUCCCUUUGAUCUCACUUCUCUCCCCACCUGCCCCAGUUUAGGACUGAGCUUCAUGCAUCUGAUGAAGUGGAUUCUUAGUCAAUAAAUGUUUAUGCUAGGUUAGCCAACACUGGGUAGCCACAAGGUUGUUGUGGUGGUGGUUGUGGUGAAUGACUUUAAAAAAAAAAUGCUUUUACAGUACAGUAUCGAAUUUCAAAAUUAUUAACAAAUACAGAAGAGAGAAAACAAAUUUCUGAAACAAAUUCCUAGAAACUCAUUGAAAAUACAUUUAUUUUCAGUGUUAGGAACUAAUGGUGUACUUAUAUCAGGUAAGUUGUAAUACAUUUUACAGUUGUUGCUGGACUCCCAACUCCCCACAGCUAACAUAGCCAGUCGUCAAAGACGAUGAAAACUGGAGUUCACCAAUGCCCAAUGGGGGCACCACGUUGGCUACCUUUAACAAAUGUGCAAGGUUUUAAGAUGCCACAAGGGACGCGAGUGGUACUGUGGGUUAAACCACAGAGCCUAGGGCUUGCCAAUCAGAAGGUCGGUGGUUCGAAUCCCCGCAACAGGGUGAGCUUCCGUUGCUCGGUCCCUGCUCCUGCCAACCUAGCAGUUCGAAGCACGUCAAAGUGCAAGUAGAUAAAUAGGUACCACUCUAGUGGGAAGGUAAACGGCGUUUCCGUGUGCUGCUCUGGUUCGACAGAAGUGGCUUAGUCAUGCUGGUCACAUGACCCGGAAGCUGUGUGCCGCCUCCCUCAGCCAGUAAAGCGAGAUGAGCGCCGCAACCUUAGAGUUGGUCAUGACUGGACCUAAUGGCCAGGGGUCCCUUUACCUUUACCUUUAAGAUGCCACAAGAGUGCCAAGUGGCUGAAUUGGCUUGGAGUGCAGAUGUCUUAAUGCAGAGCAACCUUUGAGACUCACUGGUUAGAAGGAUAGGCUGAUGCUUCCUUCUCUUCCCUCUCUCUCAGUGAGGAUUACAAAAAGCAUUUCAGCAACCGGGACCUGCGAGCUUUCUCUGUGCGCCCCCACCUCGCCUACCCAACCCACUACACCGGUGAUGCCGAGUGGAUGAGCGACACGGAAACCUCCACCAUCUGGGACGAUGACUCACGCAAGACGGGCUGGAGCGGCUCGCAAAAGACACUGAAAGACACCCAUGGCAGCGUAGGCACUUCAGGCCACUCCUUCCGCCCGGCCUCUCGGGAUGAGCUAUAACAUCUGGCUGGUAAGUAAGGCCUGGGAAACAGCUGUGCAGCAGAUGUGGAACCGCUUGGGCAGAGCCGUAUGCUGUAGGGCAGUUGGCUGCAGGAAGCCUUUCCCAGAAGUGAUUGCUUCUCGCCCCCCCACCCCCUGCCCUGCAACUCAUCUACAGCAUGAUGGCAUUUUAUGCACAAUUAACUUGCAAACUUGCACGGUUGAAAACAGACCGGUUGAAACUGUGCAAAUUAAAUGCACACCAGGUGGAGAGCUUGAAAGCUCUUUUUGAGCAUGGAAGGAGCUGUUAAGCUGUCUGCCUUGCUUACUGGGCAGUGCCCAGUAAAUGUUUUUAUAUUACUGUACACUGCCCUGAUACCUUAUGAGUAGGCAGUAUAUAAAUACUUUUACUGCAUGACCAAAAUAAAUAAAUGAGCACCUUGCAAGGAGGCUCACCUUCAUCACUGGGUUUGUGGUCUCCUGCAGGCCUGUAUGCAGAGAUGUGUGUAUGUAACUUGCAGUUUGUUUGGAUUCUUUGUGUGUGUGCGUGUCCUCAACGUGUCAUGGAGCUAACUGGAAAGGUUCCAUCUCUGAAAAAAUAAAUAAAUCAAGAACUGUCUUUCUGGAGCCACCAAUUUUGCUGAGACAUUGGGCGCCAGUUUGCUGAAGUCCAAAGUAUUCAUUCUUGCCAAGACACUUCAGUUCUGCCAUCGUUGCUGUUUAGAUUAAGGCAGCAAAGUAAUAAUUAUCCUGGUGAGGGUUGUCAGUUGUUUGAAACUGGUUGCUACUCGUUAGAGAGCUGCUUGAAAUGCACUGAUGUAUGUAUUGAGCUCUACAUCUUCAGUUGCUCAUUUCUGCAGAUCUCUCUUAAAAAGCAGCAAGCCAGGCCUGUUGUUUGUUUUUCUGGCCAUGUCUGUGUCCUGUGAGGCUCUUUCUCCCUCCAUAUUUAUGGGGGGGGGGGGAGAGCAAAGUGGGUGGUUACCAGGGGUGGCACAUUUGAGGAGGCAGUGCCUCCCCCAAAAGUUUGGCAAAGGGCUCACCCUAACCCAAGUGAUCAAGGGGAUGGAGCAACUCAACUAUGAAGAAAGUGUUCGGGAUUUUUUAGUUUAUAGAAAAGACAAGGAAGAGGAGACAACGAUAGAAGUUUAUAGAAUUAUGCAUAGCCUGGAGAAAACCGACAGAAACAUUUUUCUCACUCUCUCAAAGCAUUGCAACUCAUGGACACCCAGUGAAUCCGAAUGUUGGAAGAUUCAGGGAAGAUAGAAGAAAGCACUUCUUCAUGCAGAACGCACGUCAAGCUGUGGAACUCCCACAGGAAGCAGCAAUGGUCAGCAACCUGGAGUGCUUUGGAUUAGACCAUUUCACGGGGGCCACUAGGGGGCGCAUUGGAAGAUGGCCGACAAUACCAUCUCUCCGACCCACACGGGGUAAUUAAGAGGCUGUUAUGGGAGUAGGCAGCCUCCCUUGUUGCCCCAAGGAAAUGGGGAACACUGCCCUUGCAUGCUGUGCCCAUAAAUUACCCCCUAAUUCGAAAGAAGGGGGUGAGGGCCCUAGGCAGAAUGCCCCCGUGUGGACCUCGGGUCUCCUGGACGCUGUCUCUGAUCGCGCACUAGCUGCAGCAAUUUGGAAUAAUUAAUUACAAAAGAAGCAAAUGCACAUAUUUCAAGUGAAGAAGUGGAGUGAAGUCUGCUAAUUUAAGUGACCUCUGCGAAAGAAGACGAUGGGUUGGAGAAACAGGAAUAUUUUACGAUGAAGAUACACCAAAGGCUGGGUAUGUUGACAACGGGACUGAAUGGGGGGGGAACCUUUUUGCUUUCCUUCUAUGUGAUUUACAAGAACCCCUCCUCACUAGAAUCGUUGGUUGAACUAACCCAAGCAGGAUGAUUAAGGUCUGUGUGGAGAUAAACUUUAACCAAAAGUAUGCUUUAUGGAGAUCGAGAAGCAAUAAGAGCUUUUGGAAUGGCGCAGCAAUUAAUUUGGAGUCGCCAUCUUGCCAAAGGAUUUAUAGCCGGGAGGAAGAACGGACUUGUUUUCAGACUGCAUUCCUGGUGAAUCUCCUAAAGAGGUUUUGAGAAAGGAGGCAGAUUGGUGAAGAUUAAUGAUGCUAAGACUGUUUUGAUGUAUGGAAGUGAUGUUAUAUGGAAAACGUCUGGAUAUGGCUACUGGAUAAAAAAAAAAAAAUCCACGCAGGAUUACAAAAUGUUCUAACCAGCUUGUGGAGACUAUCAGAGGUCACAAAGAGAAAGGAAAAUAUAUGAAAAUAACAACAAGAGAUGUGGAAAAACAAUAAGAAAGGACUGGAUAGUACUGUGAACAUCAUAAGGUUAGAUUUGUGGACAUUAAAACAGCAGUAAGAAGCAAGAAGUUGAUUGGAUCCCCUUCAGAACUUGAAAUAUGGGUACCCCCAACAAAAAUUUAAAAUUCGGCUGUGUAAUUUGGAAUUUAUGUGAAUUGGUUUGAUUUGAUGUGAUUGGUCGGUUAAUAAAAAAUUAUUCUAAAAAAGAAAGAAAGGAUUAGACCAUUUCACAGAGCAGAAGGCUAUUGACGGUUACUGGACAGGAUGGCCAUGCUCUGCCAGCAUAGUUGGAGGCAGCAAUGUUUCUGAAAACCAGUUAUUGGAAACUUCAGGGUUUUUGUUAUUGUUCCUGCUGCACUCAUGUCCAGCUUGCAGGCUCCCCAACAGAGGCAUCUGGUUGGCCACUGUAGAAACAGAAUGCUGGACUAAAUGGGCCAUUGGCCUGAUCCAGCAGGACUCUUCUUAUGUUCAGGCUCUGGAGCUGCUGCCUUGGGCUGGUCAGUGGGGAGAACUAAGUUGCCACACCAGCCAAGGGCAGGGUCCCCUAUUCAGAAAGGGAAGAUAGAGCAACUCCAGAACAGCAUCCCCCAUGUUGGAGGGCAAGGAGCCCCCUGGCAAAGCUGGUGGGAGGUGGGGCACACUCAGAACACUCCUGCUUUGUUCUGCAUCCAGGAAGCAACCUCCCCCUUUCCACUUGCCCACCUCCACUGCUUUUCUCACCACUUGUCUACUUGCCCCUAGCUGUGAAAGCAGGCUUUUCGCUCAAGACUCCCUCUGUGUGGGGCCUCAUCUUGCUAAGGAGGAUGUCUCCACCCACUGCACCUUUGCUCGUGUCCCACACACUGCAUACACUUGGUCAUGAUCCUCCUGCAGAGUCCUGUCUGCAUCUACUCAGAAGUGAACCCCUCCCAUAGCUCAGAGGGGCUUACUUCUUCCAGGUAUGUGGGCCUAUGACUGCAGUUUCCUCUAAUCAUGUAUACAGUUUAUUACUGAACGGAGUGGAAGUCGCUUCUGCUGUGGGUAGCAGAGCACACACCAUAAAUACUGCGUAUGAAUCAAAGAAGCAGACUAAUACAGUGGUACCUUGGGUUACAUAUGCUUCAGGGUACAGACGCUUCAGGUUAAAGACUCGGCUAACCCAGAAAUAGUGCUUCAGGUUAAGAACUUUGCUUCAGGAUAAGAACAGAAAUCUUUCUCUGGCGGAGCAGUGGCAGCAGGAGGCCCCAUUAGCUAAAGUGGUGCUUCAGCUUAAGAACAGUUUCAGGUUAAGAAUGGACCUCCGGAACGAAUCAAGUACUUAACCCAAGGUACCACUCUACAGAAAGCUGAAAUAUGUGUGAAUUUUGCAUUGUUUUCUCUGUCUGCCCCUAAUUUGGGUGAUUUGGAAUCAGGUUGGGUUUCUUUUUUUAUUUUAUAUUCUUCAUUGAAAAAUUAAAAAGUACAAAAGUACAAGUGCACAGAGUAAGAUAAGACACAAAGAAGAGGAAACAAGAAAUCGUAUCUAUGUAGAAAACAAAACAGAAAAGGAUAUUGUGCACAUUACAAAAAAGGGGGGCGCUUGUUAUUGUAGUUAAGGAGACUUUAAUCUAAUAUGUUUGGGUUUCUUUUUACGUUUAUACCCCACCUUUCCCUCAAGGAGUUCAAGGUGGUGUACAAGGUUCUUUCCUUUCUCUGUUUUAUCCUCACAACGCCCCUGUGAGGUAGGGCCUUGAGCUGUGACGGACUGACUGGUCCAAGGUCAGCCAGUGAGUUUCAUGGCCAAGUGCAAGGGGAGGAUUUGAACCCAGGUCUCCCAGAUCCUAGUCCAAGGAAAGAGGGAUGCAUUCUCCACAAGCCCCACCCUCUCUCCCACUUCUAUGGAUUUCUCUCUGAUUUGUGCCUUGCUUUUGUGGGAGGUUUUAGCACUAGCAGGAGCCUGACAUCUGGGCAAAGCCUGCGACCCUCUAAAGAACCUGGAAACCAGAGAAAACUCAGCAGCUGGAACAUGGCUCUGAAUCCUGCUGCCCUUAUCCUGAUUUCAGGCAGUUGGCCUCGGCUCCCAAAAGCCGCUUCCUCUGCUACUCUGGCUGACUCUUUCUCUCCUCUGGACUGCCUGUGUGUCUUGCAGAGCCUAAACAAGCAGGAGUUUCAAAAGACUCUGUCUAAGGACGUGUGCUGAGGCUCAGUGCUGCUUUUGUGAGUUCCCUGAAGCUGCUAGGACAGGAAAUCCCAAGAAACUGCUCAGAUUCCGAGGUAAACAAACAACGGCCCUGUGCUCCCUGCAGCUGGAGGUCAGGAAAGUCUGGCUUGCUUUGCUGUUAGCCAGCUGGUUCUCAGCUGUAGCCUCCCGCACCCCCACUUUUUGAAAAAGAUCCUACAUACUGGUGAUGCACAGUUCAGGGAAAGGAAAUGAAGCAGCAAAGCACUGCACUCGGAGCCCGCUUGCUGUUUCCUGUGUCAAGAAUGCAACCACAGGAUAAUGAAAACCAUGCAACGCAGGUCGCUAUAAGCUUGAUCGGUUUCCUGCAACGAAGAUAUUUCUGGGUCCCAGUUUGCAUGUGCUGGUUAAUGAUUUGCCGCAGGAAUGAGGAGCCUCAGACCCAGGAGCCAAAUCUGACCCUCCUGGCCUCUCUGUGUGUGACUGUUCACUGGCUGCACCCAUUACCAGCCUUGCUUUGGGACUUUCAUGAGUGCUUUUGCCUGGCUGGAAUAUGUCUUUGAACUCUGAUCAUGCCUCUUGGUUGCCUGGACGGAGGAUAAUGUGCAAUCUGCUCAUGUGUGCAGAAACUAGCUUAUUGCACAAAUGCAAAAAGCACAUUUGUUGUCUACUCCCCCCCUUUUUUUGGCCCUGCCCACCAGUGGCAUGCUAUGAAAGUGUCUAUUCCCCUCACAGACCUACAAUCCCCAGUGUUUCCUGUGAAGAGGGAUUGGUUGUUUAAGCCACCCUGGGAAGGGAACAGGGUAUCCCUUAUAAACUUUCAGCACGCUUAGCAAACUGCAUCUCAAAGGAAGCUGUGUUUGUUUAAAGUGGUUUCAUAGCACUUUAAAUUCAUAGCACAGUAUGAAUGUGGCCUUAAUCUAUCUUCUCUUACUAUGAUUGCUGCCAUUGGGCAGGUUUAUAUGUUGACAGUGUGUGCCUUGAAAUUCCAUGCAAAUCGCAGAGUUUUGUAAUUUGUCAAUAAUGAGAAUCUUGGCUUACUUUUAAACAGCAACGAAGGACAAGUUCCUAGCCCCUGUGCCCUGAAACCAAUCCCUGCAAAAACAGCAGCUGGUGGAAUAAGCACCUUGCUUAUCAUUGCACACACGGCCUAUGUCUCCAACUAGGGCAGCAGAUCUAUGCCAAAAUGUUUUCUUCCUGCUCUCUAUCAGUAGGUUUUACUCUAAUAACACCCAUCUCUUCCUUUUUCCCUCCCAGGUGUACCUGCUGCAGCCCAUAAGCGAGAAGACGAAUAUAGAUCAAGGAUUGGUUCCCCCCACUCACCACCUUGUAUUAGGACACUGUGUUUGCUUGAGCUGUGUUGAACAGGGAAACGAAUGCACUGUGUGCAAAACUUGCAUCAAAGACCAGUUUGUGCUCUGCCAAUGCCUCUGGAAUUUCCCUUUUUGGAUGACGGUGGAGUUUUGGGGUGCUGCAAUAUUUGUGCUCUCCUAGCAGCAAAAGCUUCCUUCACUUAUACGAUGGUUUGGAGCUGAUAUUGGCACCAGCUGGGUGCCUUUGGCUGUUUUCCUUUCUCCACAAACACGCACACGUGCACAACAGUUGCAAGAGACCUAAUUUCUGCAGCCUCCUGGGAUAUAGAUUGGUUUGUGCAGAUGUUUGCUGUCAGAACAGGCCAUUCCAACUUUUUUUUAUAAAAAAGACUGUCCAAUUUGGAUAAAUAAUCUGCACAGCGAUUGGAGUUUUCUGCACUGCCUGGCAUUGCCAUGGGGCAUGGCUGGUUUAGAGAGACAGUGUCUUCAUUGAACACCAGAGGAGGGGAGAACCUCUGGCCCUCAAGAUCUUUCUGUCAGGCCUUUGACAUCCUCCUGAAGCCACACACCCCUUGAGUCCCUUCCCUGGGUGAAAUGUGUUGUUCAGCAGGGAUAUAGUGGCUCUUGCUUACCAGGGUGGAGCAACAGGUGUGGAUGUGUAUAUGGGAAAACUUCUCAACAUUUGCAUGGUUGGAAUCUGGCUUAUGGUACAAAUGGCAGAAGUUAUACCUGAUGCUUCAGUCACUCUUGCCUCUGGCCCCCCCAGGAGGCUGCUAGUAAGUAAAUGUUUCCCCUAAGCCAUCUAGGAGACCUCAGGACUGCCUCUUUGACUUAAAACAACAACAAUUUUCACAGUAUAGCAAAAUAGAAAACACCCAUACAAUCAAGAAGAAAGAACACUUCUCUCAGAAGAGUAAGAUAACAAAGGCUAACCAAAUGUACCUCACUAUACAUAGCUGGCCAUGUCUUGCUGGAGGAUGCAUAACUGAAAACAUUUAAGAUAACUAGGGUUUUUUUAGUUGUACAUUCUUGGAUUGCAUGGGGUUAGACUAGAUGACCCUUGGGGGUACUUUCCAGCUUUAUUGUUCUGUGGUUCCAUAUUUCUUUGAAGUUGUUUUCCAUUUGUGGUCCAUUUAGUGCUCUUAAUUGUUGGGUUUGCUUUUCCAUAAGAGCUGCUGUGCAAACCUCCUGCUUCCAAACAGCCGACUGUAAAUUAUCCGAAGUUCUCCAGUUUUGAGCAAUCUGUUGUUCAGCUGCCACCAGCAGGGAUGGGAUUAGUUAGGACCUCCACGUUGGCUGACAGACUGUGUUCUGCCUGUUGACUCUGGAGUUCUUUAGUUCCAGUUCUCUCUCCACUGUCAGCUUCCGCUGACACACCAUUUCCUCAACUCUUUGUUGCAUUUCUUAAAAAGGCAAAACUAGUAAAUCAAACUGAAGAUUAAAUUGGAUCUCUUAUUUAAAUGUACAGAGCCAUAUCUUCACUGUAUUCUUGUUCCCCUCUCCAAAGCUACGGGGGAAUAUCCAUUGGCCAUAACCAGGGUAGACCCAUUGACUUCAGGAAUUUUAUUUAUUUCAUUGGGUGUCCUCUCAAUAUGACUUGGCUGGAUAUCACCCAUCAUUGCCAACUUUUUCUGCCAAUGUUCUUCUGCCCUUUAAAGCCCCUGUACAACAAACAGAGGGACGCGGGUGGCGCUGUGGGUUAAACCACAGAGGCUAGGACUUGCUGAUCAGAAGGUUGGCGGUUCGAAUCCCCGCGACGGGGUGAGCUCCCAUUGCUCAGUCCCUGCUCCUGCCAACCUAGCAGUUCGAAAGCACGUCAAAGUGCAAGUAGAUAAAUAGCUACCGCUCCAGCGGGAAGGUAAACGGCGUUUCCGUGCGCUGCUCUGGUUCGCCAGAAGCGGCUUAGUCAUGCUGGCCACAUGACCCGGAAGCUGUACGCCGGCUCCCUCGGCCAAUAAAGCGAGAUGAGCGCCGCAACCCCAGAGUUGGCCAUGACUGGACCUAAUGGUCAGGGGUCCCUUUACCUUUACAACAAACAGAAGUCCGGCCUAUGAUGUUUUCUCCACCAGCAUGUCUCCAUGCUGGGCAGGGAGGGGACUUCACCAGCUGAAUAUAAGUUUGUACAGGUGUUAACAGCACAAGGCCCUGUGCGGGAGGGAAAUCUGGCAACCUUGAACAUUUAGGGUACAUGCUAACCUGGAGCAUUUGCACUUCAGCCGUUGUGGGUUCUAAUGGUCAGGAAUCUAGCAUGUAAAACUAAUGAUGUGAUGAGAAAAUUGUAGCUGUGCUAUGGGGCGGGGGAGGGGGGCGGGAUUACAAUAAAUGCAUAAAGAAAUUUGCAUUCUUAUUUUGCCUUGGUUAUUUUAGUUAUUUUUAAAUAUUGAUGAAAUUGCACAUGAGUUGAAGGAGCAAUAGACAGAGGCCUCUGCUCAAUGCUCAAAUCCUACAUCAGUGCUUUUAAGUCAGAUUAAAAGAAGCUGCUUUUAUACCUGGCCAGAAAAGUGAUAAAUUUUGCGUUCUAUAGGUCUUGUGACAAAACCAUAAGCACAGACAAUAAUAAAAUAAAAAAACAAAGCCUCUACUUGAACAAAUGGGACCAUGUAAUGCAAGCGGGAGUAUAAAUGAGAAGCCUCCAUGACUACAUGCAGUAUAUUUAAAUUUACUGCUGUUUUGUCUAGUUAUUUCUUCCUAAUCUUCCUUGCCACCAGAGCAAAAAGGGCCGCUUUGUCAGUCACAACGGUGUUAGAGUCACUCAACCACCUCAGAACCCUCUCUGCCAAGGGGAGGCUGCUUUCUUGAACAAACGGGGUUUAGAAAGCACCUCCUAGGCUCUGUUUGUAAUGGACAAUAUAACAAAUAAUGAAGACUAUAUUCUACCUGUGGUUGCCCACAUGGCUAGAAACUUGCACAACCUUAAGUACCUGGUGGUGGGUGGCAGCAGCACAGGGUAGGCAGCCCCCCCCCCCGCAUUUUAACAUCCUAGAAUGUCCUAGAGCAACACUGAAUGAGCCCAGCCAUGCCCAGAAAUGCUGCGAGGGUGGACCUGGGGCCUUGACGCAUGCAGCUGGGCAUCCUGCUUCUUAUAACAAAGGCGGCAUUUUUUCAUCUCCGCCAAGCUAAGCAGUUGGCUCCUUACCUCUCUCGCCCUAACCUAGCCACUGUGAUCCAUGCAACAGUCACCUCCAGGCUUGAUUAUUGCAAUUCGCUCUACGCAGGGCUGCCCUUGAGACUGAACCAGAAACUCCAGCGGGUGCAGAAUGCUGUGGCGAGACUCCUUACGGCGUCCUCACCGUGGGAUCACAUUCACCUGGUGCUAUACCAGCUGCAUUGGCUCCCAGUGGAGUUUAAGGUUUAAGAUGCUGGUUUUAACCUUUAAAGCCCUACACGGCCUAGGACCCUCAUACCUACGGGACCACCUCUCCUGGUAUGCCCCGCAGAGGACCUUAAGGUCCACAAAUAACAACACUUUGGAGGUCCUGAGCCUCAAGGAGGUUAGAUUGGUUUCAACUAGGGCCGGGGCCUUUUCAGCACUGGCCCUGAUCUGGUGGAACGCUCUGUCACAAGAGUCUAGGGCCCUGUGGGACUUGACGUCUUUCUGCAGGGCCUACAAGACAGAGCUGUUCCACCAGGUCUUUAGCCAAGGCACAGGCUGACCCCCUCCUUCGGUAAUGCUCACAGAACUCUAGCCCAAUGGUUGCCAUUAAUUUGAUUUUGAAUUGAUUUUAGAAUGCUGUGUUACUUUUAUUGUUGUUAGCCGCUCUGAGCCCGGCUUCAGCUAGGGAGGGUGGGAUAGAAAUAAACUAUUAUUGUUGUUGUUGUUGUUGUUGUUGUUGUUGUUGUUGUUAAGUGAUAAUUCCUUCCCACAGUGGGAACCAGGCCCUUGUCCACAGACUUCAUGGUAAAGGAGAAUCGAACCCUUGUUUUUUGUUUAAUAUUUUUAUUAAAGUUUUCUUGGUUUACAAAGGU